CCUAAUGAAGGAUGAAGAGCCAGCGGACGCACCGGCUGCCGAGCUGAACACACUGGUGCUCUACCUUCGUCGCCACCUCCACUGUGCCGGCUCCGGGACGCAGACUGUAAUGGGGACGGUCUACUCCUCGGUAGCUGGCAUGCUGGGUGUCAACCUCCACAACGUGCAGUUCCCGCAUAGCUCGAUGAUCUGCUGGCACCGAACGGACAGUGAAGAGUGCCUGUUCAUCGACGUUGUCCGUCGCGGCAUGCAGCUAUCCAGAGAGCAGGUGUUGGAGGAGUUGAAUGCUGUACAUCCGGACAUGGAUCUUCAGAUGCUGGAACCCUUCCCCAGAGCAGGGCUGCUGGGCCGCCUGAUCAAUGGCGCCACCCAUCCGGAUGCCCGCCGGCCAGAGAAUGGCUUCGACCUGGUCUCGUUUGAGACGCUGGCCUGCUGGGCCCGUAGCGACUGUCGCCUGGACAUGGCUGCGCUCGACGACCUGAUGUCCGCCCUGGCUCGUACCAGACCCAUGUACACGCACCGCCUGCUGCAGCAAUUCGUCCAGGCUAACGACAUAUUUCUGGCGGAGAACGAGAGGCGUGGCUUGGAAGUACUCAUGAAGCACUUCAAGAGGAUGUACAAACGGCUGGCGCUCUCCCUGGAUGAACAAGAGGCCAAAGUCCAGGAACUGGUGAACCUCCGCGCGGCGGACCGAGCAGCGGGCGACUAUCCGAGGCAGUUGGGCGUCGGUGACGUCGUCACGUACGGCGACGGGCACCUGGCUGUGGUGUACGGCUGCUCACCAUACUACGAGGUCUCACAGGACUGGAUAGCACAUAGUCGCGCCUGCUCCGGACUUCAGCGGGGAGAAAAGCAACCUUUCUACAACUUGCUGAUGGAGGGUGACCGUUUCGGAUGCAUGGCUGAAGAGGAGCUGCAACUGGCCCCAGAUCCCCAGCCUAUCGAUCAUCAGGAAGUGGGACGCUUCUUCACCCGGUUCGACGGGGAGCGGUACGAGCCGAUCGCUCCGCUGGCCAUUCUCUUCCCCGAGCCGCGGCGUGAGCAUGAGUCAAAAACGAGCUUCGUGGAGUCUCCGAUAGAUGGCAGCGACAGCGACUGGGAAGACGACGUCGAGGAUGAAGAGGAAGAAUGGAGACGGGCACCUCCCACAGUGUGGAUGGGCGUUUGGCCAGAGAUCCUUCCCGAGGACUCAGAUGAUGAAGAGGACACUGAUGAUGUUGCCGUGGCCGGUGACGGUGGCCCGGUGGACCACUGAUGGGUGCGUUGAAUUGUGCGGAAAAUCACAGGGGUUUUCUGAAUACCUCAGCUGCCUCAGUAACUCUGUAUGGCUGUACAUAUGUGCAUAUUCGUGUGCAGGUGUUUUGUUUGCAUCUAACCCAUGGCAUUUCACUGUGAUUUGUCACGCUGUAUUGACGCCUUUUAUCCCAGUCAGUCGGUGCUUGCAGACAUAACGUCAUGAUGCUGUUUCUCAGGUGCCUUCAUUUGUAUGUGAUAGUUUUUGUGCCAUCGGUUGUUUAUUUCAUGCCGGCUUGAGAAAUAUGUGCAUGUGCCACCUGUACAUUCGUUUGUAUCAUGAGUGAUAUGUGACGAAUGAUUUCGUACCUGGCAUGCAGUGGUGGCUGUGCGAAAGCUCAUCAGUGAUAUUUCGUCAAUUGUUAAGGCAUUGAAAUGUGUCCAUUGCUUUGUUCAUAUCUAUGCUCAGGCAUUGGAAUGUGUUCAUUGCUAGGUCAUCAUGGGCUAUUGCUUACAUACCUGUGAUAUGUUUUCAAGUCUUGUGCCUUCAUUAACGCUGAUAAUUGUGUCCUGUUUAUCUACAUUUAUCGGCGGUGGAUAGGCAAUUGGUGAUUGCGGAUGUAACGUGAUCAUCCUGUUUCUCAGGCCCCUACAGUUGUAUGUGAUAAUUUUCUGUGCCAUCAGUUUGGUAUGUAAUACGAGCUUUAGAAGUAUGCGCAUGUGCCAUUUCUACAUUCAUCUGUAUGAUAUGAGUGAUAUGUUACGAGUGAUUUCGCCCUUGGCUGUGGGAAGGCUCAUCAGUGAUGUAUAGUCAAUUGUUUAGGCGUUGAAAUGUGUUCCUUGCUGUGCCUUAGGGCUUCGUGGGCUAUUACUUGCAUAGCUGUGAUAUGUUGUAAAGUCUUGUGCCUUCAUUUUCGCCGAUAAUUGUGUCCUGUACAUGCACAUUUGCCGGUGGUAGGUACCACGUGCCGUUGGUAACGCAGUUUUACAAAGGAGCGACUUCGGGCUUUGCGUGCGUCAUAUGGCACGAAGCCCUGCAAGAUGUGUAACCAUGUGUA
Pollicipes pollicipes is the source of this 2291-nucleotide messenger RNA. Its product is annotated as F-box only protein 21-like. The transcript is spliced from 8 exons. Lineage: Eukaryota; Metazoa; Arthropoda; Thecostraca; Pollicipedomorpha; Pollicipedidae. The record is from RefSeq and is a predicted model, not a curated record. Bases 5 to 1255 code for a protein of 416 amino acids. Gene Ontology annotation, molecular function: DNA binding.